Cygnus atratus (black swan) is the source of this 3471-nucleotide messenger RNA. It is a transcript of the gene MYO1F, whose product is annotated as myosin IF. Gene Ontology annotation, biological process: vesicle transport along actin filament; actin filament organization. Lineage: Eukaryota; Metazoa; Chordata; Aves; Anseriformes; Anatidae. The coding region runs from base 1 to 3471 and encodes 1156 amino acids. Gene Ontology annotation, molecular function: actin filament binding; microfilament motor activity; ATP binding. The record is from RefSeq and is a predicted model, not a curated record. The transcript has 28 exons. Gene Ontology annotation, cellular component: actin cytoskeleton; cytoplasm; myosin complex.
AUGCAGGGAAAUGGGGAUGGUGGCUCGGGGCUGCUGCGAGGGCAGCGGCCGGAGCUGGAAGUUGAUCUGGAGGAAGAAGAGGAAGAUGCAGGCUCUCAAAAUGAAGAAGAUGCUCAGGCGUGGCGGUGCCUGUUUCAGAUUCCUGCCACAGUCGCUGUGACCCUCUCCCUGCAGGGCAGCAAGGAGCGCUUCCACUGGCAGAGCCACAAUGUCAAGCAGAGCGGAGUGGAUGACAUGGUCCUGCUCUCCAAGAUCUCAGAGGAGGCCAUUGUGGAGAACCUCAAGAAGCGCUUUAUGGACGAUUACAUCUUCACCUACAUCGGGCCGGUGCUCAUCUCCGUCAACCCCUUCAAGCAGAUGCCGUACUUCACCGACCGAGAGAUCGAGCUGUACCAGGGGGCGGCUCAGUAUGAAAAUCCCCCCCACAUCUAUGCGCUGACGGACAACAUGUACCGAAACAUGCUGAUCGAUGGGGAGAACCAAUGCGUCAUCAUCAGUGGAGAAAGCGGGGCCGGGAAAACAGUGGCAGCGAAAUACAUCAUGGGCUACAUCUCCAAAGUGUCCGGGGGUGGCGACAAGGUGCAGCACGUGAAGGACAUCAUCCUGCAGUCCAACCCACUGCUGGAAGCCUUCGGCAACGCCAAAACCGUCCGCAACAACAACUCGAGCCGCUUUGGGAAAUACUUCGAGAUCCAGUUCAGCCGGGGCGGUGAGCCCGACGGGGGGAAGAUCUCCAACUUCCUGCUGGAGAAGUCACGGGUGGUGAGCCAGAACGAGCACGAGAGGAACUUCCACAUCUACUACCAGCUCAUCGAAGGGGCGUCCCAAGAGCAGCGGCAGAACCUGGGCAUCAUGAGCCCGGAUUAUUACUACUACUUGAACCAGUCGGACACGUACCAGGUAGAAGGCACGGACGACCGCAACGACUUCCAUGAGACCAUGAACGCCAUGCAGGUGAUCGGCAUCCGGGGCGAGGACCAGCAGCUGGUGCUGCAGAUCGUGGCAGGGAUCCUCCACCUGGGCAACAUCAGUUUUCGGGAGGAGGGCAACUAUGCCCAGGUGGAAAAUGCCGACUCCCUGGCCUUCCCUGCCUACCUGCUGGGCAUCGACCGCGACCGCCUCAACAGCAAGGUCACCAGCCGCAAGAUGGACAGCAAGUGGGGUGGACGCUCCGAGUCCAUCACUGUCACCCUCAACGUGGAGCAGGCAGCUUACACCCGGGACGCCCUGGCCAAGGGGCUCUAUGCUCGUGUCUUUGACUUCCUCGUGGAGUCCAUCAACCGAGCCAUGCAGAAGCCGUACGAGGAGUACAGCAUUGGGGUGCUGGACAUCUACGGCUUCGAAAUAUUCCAGAAAAAUGGUUUUGAGCAGUUCUGCAUUAACUUUGUGAACGAGAAGCUGCAGCAGAUCUUCAUAGAGCUGACCCUGAAGGCAGAACAGGAGGAGUACGUGCAGGAGGGCAUCAAAUGGACCCAGAUCCAGUACUUCAACAACAAGGUGGUGUGCGACCUGAUAGAGAACAAGCUGAACCCUCCCGGGAUCAUGAGCGUCCUGGAUGACGUCUGUGCCACCAUGCACGCCACCGGCGAGGGCGCUGACCAGACCCUGCUGCAGAAGCUGCAGGCGGCCGUGGGCACCCAUGAGCACUUCAACAGCUGGAGCUCGGGCUUCGUCAUCCACCACUACGCAGGCAAGGUCUCCUACGAUGUGAACGGCUUCUGUGAGCGCAACCGGGACGUGCUCUUCACUGACCUGAUUGAGCUCAUGCAGAGCAGCGAAUACGGUUUCAUCCGGAUGCUUUUCCCGGAGAAGCUUGAUUCUGACAAAAAGGGCCGCCCAACCACUGCGGGCUCCAAAAUCAAGAAACAGGCUAACGACCUGGUGAACACGUUAAUGAAGUGCACACCACACUACAUCCGCUGCAUCAAGCCCAACGAGACCAAGAAACCCCGUGACUGGGAGGAGAGCAGGGUGAAGCACCAAGUCGAGUACCUGGGGCUGAAGGAGAAUAUCCGCGUACGCCGGGCUGGUUUCGCCUACCGCCGCCUCUUCCAGAAAUUCCUGCAACGCUACGCCAUCCUCACCCCCGAGACUUGGCCGUGCUGGCGCGGGGACGAGCGGCAAGGCGUGCAGCACUUGCUGCGCUCUGUCAAUAUGGACCCAGACCAGUACCAGAUGGGACGGAGCAAGGUGUUCGUCAAGAACCCCGAGUCGCUCUUCCUCCUGGAGGAGAUGCGGGAGCGGAAAUUUGACGGCUUCGCCCGGGUGAUCCAGAAGGCCUGGCGCCGGCACGUCGCCAUCCGGAAAUACGAGCAGAUGCGAGAGGAGGCCUCCAGCAUCCUCUACAACUGCAAAGAGCGGCGGAGGAACAGCAUCAACAGGAAUUUUGUGGGCGAUUACCUGGGCAUGGAGGAGCGGCCGGAGCUGCGGCAGUUCCUAGCCAAGAGGGAGCGGGUUGACUUCGCCGACUCCAUCACGAAGUAUGACCGGAGGUUCAAGCCCAUCAAGCGGGACUUCAUCCUCACCCCCAAGUACUUUUACCUGAUCGGGCGGGAGAAGGUGAAGAAAGGCCCUGAGAAGGGGCAAAUCAAGGAGGUGCUCAAGAAGAAGGUGGAGAUCCAGGCGGUGAGCGGCGUCUCGCUGAGCACCCGGCAGGAUGAUUUCUUCAUCCUCCAUGAGAACGAUGCUGACAACUUCCUCGAGUCCAUCUUCAAGACGGAGCUGGUCAGCCUGCUGAGCAAGCGCUACGAGGAGCUUACCCAUACCAAGCUGCAACUCACCUUCAAAGACACACUACAGUUUCGGGUGAAGAAGGAGGGCUGGGGCGGCGGCGGCACCCGCAAUGUCACCUUCAUGAGAGGACAGGGCGACGUGGCCAUCCUCAAAGCUGGAGGCAAAACCCUUACGGUCAGCAUCGGGGACGGGCUCCCCAGGAACUCCAAGCCCACAAGGAAGGGGGUGACGCAGAGCAGAGGUGGCAGCAGGUAUCCAGCACCUUCCCGGAGUGCCCCCCCAGCACCCCAAGGCACCUGCAAGAACGGGGCUCCCCAGUUCCCACGUGGGAACAGCCGGGCUCAGCGGGACACCUACAAGACACCCCAGAAGCAGGCGCGGGCACCACCGGCCACAGUGCUGCCCACCCAAAGCACAAACCGCCGGCCAAAGACACGGCCCCCAUCCGAGCAGAACAUGGAGUUCCUCAACGUGCCUGACCAGGGGGUGGCCGGCAUGCAGCGGAGGCGAAGCGUGGGCCAGCGGCCACCCCCGGCCGGGCGCCCCAAGCCGCAGCCCAAGGUGGCCACGCCGCGCUGCCGUGCACUGUACCAGUACAUCGGGCAGGACGUGGACGAGCUCAGUUUCAACGUGGGGGACAUCAUCGACAUCCUGCUGGAAGAUAUUUCUGGUUGGUGGAAGGGACGGCUGCAUGGCAAGGAGGGGCUUUUUCCUGGGAACUACGUGCAGAAGAUCUGA